This is a messenger RNA of Colossoma macropomum (tambaqui), 18351 nucleotides long. RefSeq names its product lysine (K)-specific methyltransferase 2Cb (gene kmt2cb). NCBI's taxonomy places the organism in Eukaryota, Metazoa, Chordata, Actinopteri, Characiformes, Serrasalmidae. The transcript is spliced from 63 exons. Gene Ontology annotation, molecular function: histone H3K4 methyltransferase activity; transcription coactivator activity; histone binding. Gene Ontology annotation, biological process: positive regulation of transcription by RNA polymerase II. The record is from RefSeq and is a predicted model, not a curated record. The coding region runs from base 850 to 16383 and encodes 5177 amino acids. Gene Ontology annotation, cellular component: MLL3/4 complex; nucleus.
GUGAUUCGGCCGCACUCAAAUAUGGCUACCAUGGAGUGGGAGCUACAACUUUAACAGCUAUUCGGAUCUAAAUAGAGGCUUAACGGUCGUUUUUUUCGCUUUGUGGAGCCUGAUUUUUGUGGGAUAUGUCCUUCGAUUCUGCAGUGUGACGCGAAAUACGAGGAAAAUAGCCCGUGUGGAUGUGUUUUGUAUAGCUGUGUGUGGUUUUUUUCCUCUUUUUUUUCUUCGGGGAGGCUCGAAAUUACAGCCCUCGCGAGCCGAACGGAAUAAUUUGGAUUUGAAAGUAAAAACCGUCGUCGUGCUGAGGUGUUUUCUCCUCGGCUUAUUUCCAUGGAAAGAGGGUUUUUUCGCGCUGCCAGCGGCUCUUAGGACUCCCUAAAGCGGAUAAAGCGGCUCGGAAUGACUUGUUUACGGAGAGGAGAGGCAUCGUUGGAAGAAGAAAAGCCCGAAAAGCCCUCAGCAGCACAGGGAUGUAACGUUAGCCCAAAACCCUCCAGGGUUUUUUUUCUCUCUCGUGAUGAAACGGAAUAAAAGAAGCUGCUGAAGUCGAACCGAGGGGUCGAAGAGAGUCUGGGUCGCCCUUUUGGAUUAUUAAGCUAGGCUGGAAGGUUUUUUUUGGACCAGACGUUGGAGAAUAACGUUAAACUGGAUCUUUUUCCCCCCUUCGCCAGCGGCCGUUGUGGAGCCCUGUGUGUCCGUUAGCCUCUCCUUCUCUGAGGGGAUAACGGUAACGGUCCGCCUUCCCCUCCGAGAAAAGCCUCAGAAACACUAAACAGAAGUACUGUGUGACCAAAAAAACACGCUUAUUGACAUGAAGGAAAUAUCUAAACAUUGCUAGGGCUGAAGAGAAUGUCAUCAGAGGAGAAGAUUCUGGACCCCUCUGACAAAGGACCCUCGCCACUUCUUGGUGGCUCUGUGGCCACGCCCACUGGAAGUCCCGCCUCCACAGAUAAGCGGCCCCGAGGCCGGCCUCGAAAGGAUGCUCCGUCUGCGGCCGCCCCGCCUACCCCUGCACCCAGACAGAGGAAGAAGAGUCGUGGUCGGGGGAAAGCUGUGGUUGAAGAUGAAGACAGUGUGGACGGGAUGGAGACAGCAGAGUCUGGCAGCGCACAGGAGCCAGAUGGUAAAGGUCAGCCGGAGGACGCAGAGGGCAGCGCUGCAGUGUCGUCGCUGUGUGGAGAGGAAGAGGAGCAGCCUUCAUCAUCGCCCGUCUCUCCGCACUCUGAGGCGGGGGAGGCAGAAACAUCAGCAGCUUCUGGAGGAGCUCAGAGCAGUGAGCAGCUGUGUGCGUUCUGUUACUGCGGCGCUCGCAGUCUGCUCGGUCAGGGCGAGCUGAAGCGCUUCAAGGCCACGCCGGGCUUCGAGGCCGGAACGGAGGGACGCAGCCAUGACGACAGGAGCGCGGCCGCCAGCCAAUCAGGGAGGAGCCGAGGCCCGGAGAGUGCUGGAACAGAUGAAGCAGGCAGCAAGUCCUGGGAUGAGCUCCACCAUGUGGGUUUACCGGACGACAUAGACGUCCAUUCUCUCUUCGAUGAGUCAGGUCAGUGUUGGGCACAUCAGCAGUGUGCUUUGUGGUCAGAAGGUGUGCGUCAGGCAGAGGACCAAUCACUGCUCAACGUGGACAGAGCCAUCCACUCAGGGAGCACAGAGCAUUGUGCAUAUUGUAAGCGCCUUGGAGCAUCCAUCAAGUGCUGUGAGGAGGGCUGUGGCCACUCGUACCAUUACCCGUGUGCGGGGGGCGCCGGAACCUUCCAGGAUUUCAGGAAGCUUUCUGUCCUCUGCACCGAGCACAUCCACCUGGCAGUCAGCAAAUCUGCUGAGGAAGCGAACUGUGUGUUGUGUGACAGUUCAGGGGACCUCCUGGACCAGCUGUUCUGCACCAGCUGUGGUCUGCAUUACCACGGCCUGUGUCUGGACAUCAGUGUGACCCCUCUGAAAAGGGCCGGCUGGCAGUGCCCGGAAUGCAAAGUCUGCCAGACAUGCAAAAACCCUGGAGAGGACACAAAGAUGCUGGUGUGUGACAUGUGUGAUAAAGGCUAUCACACGUUCUGUCUGCAGCCAGUGAUGGACUCCAUCCCCACCAAUGGCUGGAGGUGUAAGAACUGUCGGGUUUGCGUCCAGUGCGGCACGCGGAGCAGCAGUCAGUGGCAUCACAACAGCCUGCUGUGUGAAAACUGCGCCGGCCAGCAGGACUCCACCCCACACUGCGCUCUCUGUGCCGUCAGCCUGGACCCCGAAAUCCACAAAGACCCCCUGUCCUGCCAGCACUGCAAAAGGUGGUUCCAUCUGGACUGUGAGCGGCAGGUGGAAGGUCAUGUGGAGGUCCAGGCUGGAGAGGAUUACGUUUGUUCAGCGUGUAAACAUGCUGGCUUUGAGCCAGGCCCGCUGCACAUGGACGUAGAGCCGCUGCAGGAGGAGGUAGAAAUGCACAUGGAGGUUGAGGAAGCCACGCAGCCGGCUCCAUCGGACGCAGAGCCAGAACCUGUUCAGAUUCACAGCACAGAAUCAGUCCAGACCUGCAGUGGGCCGGCAUCGGAGGGGGUGCAAGAUACAGAGAAACAGAAGCCUGAGGUGGACACUGACACGGGCUGUAAAAACGCUAAAGAAGUUGCCAGUGAAGCUCCACAGGAAGGACCCGCAGGCGAAAAAUUACCAGCCACAGAGCCUCCCAAGGACGUGAAGCCUGAAAGUAGUCCAGAAAGUCCUCAGCAGAAGCCAGAUCCAGCGCCUGAGUCUCCAUUAAUCCAGAGUUUCGCGCCAGCAACUAAGGCAGAGCUGCCUCAAGAGACCCCAUCCGUGAUUAACCCAGAAACAGCUUCUCACCAAGUCGAAGAACUCAGACUAAGUCUAGAGGAGCAGAAAUCCAUCACGUCACCCACCAAAGAGCUCUCGUCUGUCUCUGAACCUUCAAAGGAGGAGCCCAUGGAAGUAUCAUCCUCUGAAAUCCCAGAACCCUCCAUGGAGACUGAACCAAGUUCUGCUAAACCUGUGCCAAAGGUGGAGGAGGAGAGGGUGCGCCUCACGACGGAGCAACAUGAAAGAGAAACUGGAGGCCUUGUGCUAGAGCAGUGUGAGAAAGCCACUGCGGGCCUCACGGUGGAGCAGCAAGAGAAACCCGCUGAGGGCCUCACGGUGAAACAACAAGAGAAACCCGCUGAAGGCCUCACGGUGGAGCAGGCUGAGAGAACCACUGAAACUCUCACAGUGAAACUGCAAGAGGAAGCCACUGAGGGCUUCUCGCAGGAGGAGCCUGAGAGAGCCGCUGAGGGCCUCACGGUGGUGCAGCAUGAGGAGGCCACUAAAAACCUCACCACAGGGCAGCAUAAAAGAACCACUGAGGGAUUCAUAGUGGAGCAGCAUGAGGGAGCCGCUGAGGGCCUCAUGGCGGAGCAGCACAAACAAGCCACUGAGAGCCUCACGGUGGAGCAGCAUACACGAGCCACUGAGAGCCUCACGGUGGAGCAGCAUACACGAGCCACUGAGAGCCUCACGGUGGAGCAGCAUACAAGAGCGACUCAGAGCCUCACAGUGGAGCAUCAUACACGAGCCACUGAGAGCCUCACGGUGGAGCAGCAUACACGAGCCACUGAGAGCCUCACGGUGGAGCAGCAUAAACGAGCCACUGAGAGCCUCACGGUGGAGCAGCAUAAACGAGCCACUGAGAGCCUCACGGUGGAGCAGCAUACACAAACCACUGAGAGCCUCACGGUGGAGCAGCAUAAACGAGCCACUGAGAGCCUCACAGUGGAACAGCAUAAAAGAGCAUCUGAAGGCCUCAAGGUGGAGGAACGUGGAAGAGCUUUUGAAAGCCUUACCGAAGAGAUGGACAUAAGCUUGGACGGUGAGCGAAGCUUGGCAAAGCUAAGCUCGCUGGUAGAAGAGAGGACCUCACUAAAGCCAUUGCCAAUUAGGCAACCAGAGAGUUUGACCUCCUCUGGCCAGCCUACAAUCAGCCCCCAAAGCCACUCUGGACUAGGAGAAACCAGUAGCAACGUGCCUUCAGCAACCUUCAUACCGUUCACGCCCAAAAUCGGCAUGGGCAAACCUGCUAUCUCUAAAAGGAAGUUCUCACCUGGGAGGCCAAGAGUCAAGCAGGGAGCAUGGAGCGCCUCUCCUAGACUGAGCUCCCCCCCCUGGUCUCCAGCCCAGGCUGAGGGGUGGGACGCCCCAAAGAGCAGGCAGUUCCCCAACCCGGCCGUGUGGAGCAUCCGCGUGGGCCGAGGGUCAGGCUUCCCUGGGCGGAGGAGGCCCAGAGGGGCAGGGCUUACGGGCCGAGGGGGGCGUGGCCGCUCCAGGAUAAAGACCGGAGUCAGUUCCAUCCCCACCCCAGGGAUAAACACCAUGGAAACGACGCUGUAUCCAUUCAGAGAGGAAGAAGAGAACGCCAUGCACAGUACAGUGGUGAUCUUCUCCAGCACAGACACUUUCACUCUCAAACAGGAUAUGUGUGUGGUUUGUGGUAGUUUUGGUCAAGGUGUGGAGGGCAGACUGCUGGCCUGUGCUCAGUGUGGACAGUGUUAUCACCCCUACUGCGUCAAUAUAAAGAUCACUAAGGUGGUCCUGAAUAAAGGCUGGCGGUGUCUGGAGUGUACGGUGUGCGAGGCGUGUGGUCAGGCCAGCGACCCCGGCCGCCUCCUGCUGUGUGACGACUGCGACAUCAGCUACCACACUUACUGCCUGGAGCCACCGCUGCAGAACGUACCCAACGGCAGCUGGAAGUGCAAAUGGUGUGUAUCCUGCACGCAGUGUGGUGCCACGUCUCCAGGUAUGAGGUGUGAGUGGCAGAAUAAUUACACCCAGUGUGCCCCCUGUGCCAGCCUGGCGUGCUGCCCCAUCUGCCUGCUGGACUACAGCGAAGAAGAGAUCAUCCUGCAGUGUCGUCAGUGUGACAGGUGGAUGCAUGCCUCCUGUCAGGGCUUCCACUCCGAGGAAGAAGUUGAGAAGGUUGCAGACAGCAGCUUCGACUGUAGCCUCUGUCAGGGACACAAGUCUCUCUCUCCAGCGUUAGGUUCGAGCACUAAAUCGGAUCCAGAGAUAUCUGAGCUCCCCAUCAUCCCACAGAUCGCUUCCAAAUCGAGAGAUCUGGAACUGACGCGGACGUACACCCAGGACGGUGUGUGUCUCACAGAGUCGGGCCUUUCUCAGCUCCAGAGCCUGGCAAACACUGCCUCCAGACGCAGGAGACCCAAACCCAAACUCAAGCUGAAGAUCAUCAACCAGAACAGCGUGGCUGUGCUGCAGACACCGCCGGACCCCCAGACUGAGCUGUCUAGGGAUGCAGACUUAGAGGACAGCAGAGCAGAAGGGGAGCUGGUAGACGGAGAGGGGAAGUCCGACUCCAGCCCAGAGAGAGAGACGGUGGCAGAAGAUGAGUCCAAAGGAGCCGAGACCUGCAAGAAGAGGAAAAGGAAGCCCUACCGGCCCGGUAUCGGAGGCUUCAUGGUCAGGCAGAGGAACCGGACGGGUCCAGGCAAAGCCAAACCUGCCCUGGGCAGAAAAGACUCUACCGGCUCUGUCUCCGAGACUCAACAGGGCAAAGACGAAGGCUGGGGUGAUCCGAUGCCUGACACUCCGGUGGAUGAGAAACCUCCUGUGUCCGAAUUCCCUGAAAACCCUGAGGUGAAAGUUCGCAAACGCUACAGGAAGAAGAAGACCAAACUGGAGGAGGCAUUUCCCACAUAUCUACAGGAGGCUUUCUUUGGAAAGGACCUUCUGGACAAGAGCAAGCAGAGCAGACGGGAGACCACUGGGCUGUUAGAGGAGGAGAGAGAGAGAAGACAGGCUGGUGCUGGCCUGUUGAAACUGACCUCUAACCCUCCACACAGUACAGCGUCAACACCACUGCCCAGCAAAGCUGCAGGACCCCGGAGUUCAGAGGAGCCUCUGGUGGAUCUGUCCGAGGUGCUGAAAUCAGACACUGAGCUGCUGGGGAUGCUUUCUGAUGAUAUGAGCAAACAGACGGAGGAGUCGGGUCUUGAUUUUUGCCCCUUCCAGGUUGACUGCUCUCCCUCUCCAUUUGCUGGACUGGACGUUGCUCCUCUUGCGGAAGAGGCCUCAGCCUCUUCUCAGUCUCACCCCGGUCGUGCUCCUCAUCAGGUAGCGGAAGAGCCACUGGACGGCAUUCUCAGCCCUGAACUGGACAAGAUGGUCACAGAUGAGUCCAUUUUAAGCAAGCUGUAUAAAAUUCCAGAGCUGGAAGGAAAGGAUGUUGAAGACUUGUUCACAGCUGUCCUAAGCCCCAGCACUCAGGUGCCCCAUCAAACCCAGGGAAAUCACCCUCUACAUGUGCCUCCGGGCCCUGGACUGCCUUCCUCUCAGCUCAACUCAGGAAUGUUCCCCCGGAUGCCAGUGAUGAAUGGUCUGAUGGCACCCAAUCAGCAGUUCCCUCCCUCACAGAUGCCUCCUGGAGCAGGGCCUAACAUGCCUCGAAACUUCCCUCCCAUGCAACGCAUGCCUUUUCCUGACAAUCUGAGGGAGAGGAAGUUUAGUCAGAUGGCUCAGGAUGCAGCUGGCCCAUGGUCAGCCACCGGUCCAGGUCCAGCUUCUGCUCCCCCUCCUGCCCCCGUCCCUGAGGGAGAGGGGGAUUCCUUAUCCACGGCCCAGAAGAGCACGCUGAAGUGGGAGAAAGAGGAGACGUUGGGAGAGCUCGCUACUGUGGCCCCGGUCCUCUACACUAAUGUCAACUUCCCCAACCUCAAAGAGGAAUACCCAGAUUGGCAAACCCGAGUGAAACAAAUUGCAAAGCUGUGGAGGAAAGCAAGUUCUCAAGACAGGGCCCCGUAUGUGCAAAAGGCCCGGGAUAACAGGGCGGCCCUUCGCAUCAACAAAGUGCAAAUGUCUAAUGAAACAAUUAAGAGGCAGCAGCAGCAGCAGCAGCAGCCCCAGGUCGCGCAGGCUUUGGAAGUUUUUGACCCUGCCAUUCCCCCUCUGGACCCUGAACUCCUGUUCAAGGACCCGCUGAAGCACAAGGAAUCAGAACAGGAGCAGGAAUGGAAGCUGAGACAGCAAAUGAGACAAAAAAGUAAACAACAAGCCAAAAUUGAAGCUACACAAAAACUUGAACAGGUGAAGAAUGAGCAGCUUCAGCAGCAGCAACAGCAGCAGCACCUCAAAGGAGGUCCGUCUGAAAUGGACACAUCUGGUAGCCUUCAGAGUCCAGUCUCGUCGCAGAACAGCAACGGGAACAUGUCUCCUAUGCAGUCUGGUUCCAAGAAUGGGUUCUCUAAGCCACAACCUCCAGGAACCCCCACAUCAGGUUCCCCAGAUGAUGUCUUUCUGCGUCCUCAUCCUCCACCCCCUUCAUCAGGAUCCCAGCCACAGUCACCACAGAUGUUCUCUCCAGGCUCUUCUGGCUCUAGACCGUCUUCACCUUGGGACCCUUAUACUAAAAUGGUGGGCACACCAAGACCACCACCAAGUGGCCCGGCUGCUGCCCGUCGGAAUUCGGAAUCUGGGAAAUCACCUAGGAUUCUCUCAGAAGAAUGUGGGAAGGCUUCAUCUGUUCAUGAACCCAUCGGUUCACCAACAGCCCUCAACAUAGACCCAUAUGCCAAGCCUCCGGACACACCAAGGCCAGCAGGACCAACAGAUCCCUUUCUCAAGCCUAUGUGUCCUCCCAGGUCUAGUCAGGCCAUGGAAGGGAGGCACCUGAUUGGCUCUCCAGGACAUGAUCCAUUUUCCAGGGCAGCUGUGAGAAAAGAAGCUUAUCCACGAAUGCCUCAAGGCAGAAUGAUUCUUUCAGAUCCCUAUGCCCGUCCCCUUCUCGCUCCUAUCCCAGGAAGUAAUGAGUCAGGGUCUGUUCAGCUCUUCAAAACCCCUAUGCCUCCACCUCAAGCUCAGGAGUCAAACACAGGAAUCCAUUCAAGAAGACCAAUUGGAGAUCCCUUUGAAAGACCAAUGAUGCCACCUCGUUCUACAGAGGCAUUUUCAAGUCAACAGAAUGACCCAUAUGCACAUCCCCCUCUCACUCCACAUCCUGUGAUGGGUGAUGGCUAUGAGAAUCAAGCAAGAAUCACACGGCAGCCUCAGGCCCACCCUUUUUCACAACCUGGUCCGUUGGCACAUCAGUCUGCUGGGAAUCCAUAUGCACGUACCCCAUCCACCCCAAGGCCAGAUUACUCUCAGUGUGAUCCCUUUUCCCAGACUCCCUUUUCUAACCCAUAUGCUCGAAUGCCUGGCACACCCAGACCACAUGACCCUGAACCCUAUGCUCACCAGUCUGCCACUUCUCAUCCUGUCAUCAUGAACCAACCCCCCCAGCAAACUCAGACUCAGAAUCGCAUACUGUCUCCCAUGUCAAUGGAUCCUUAUGCACAGCCUCCUGGGACACCACACCCAGGCAUGCCAGAAAGGUUCCUCAAGUCCCAAAAUUACCAAAGGAACCAAGACCCAUUUAAUCACCCCCCAGGAAUGUCACGGCAAAUAGGUGCAGAUCCUCAUACACAGCCAGCAGGUGCCUCUCAGGCAUUACUUAGUGAUCCAUAUGCACAACCCCCUAGAACACCUCAUCCCGGAGGUGCAGGACAGGUUAUAAGACCAGGACCCAUGCCUGGUCAAGAUUCAUUUUCACCACCUCAAGCACUGAUGCAGGAUGCUUUUGCCAGUCCAGCAAUGCCAGGGUCUCAGACUCCGAGACAUCCUGGUAUGGCAGAUGAAAACAGUGUGUCCCAGUCACCAUCCAGUCAGCCAAGCCACACACCGGUCCAUGACCCAUUUGAGCAGGUGCCCAUGAACCCUCACCCUCAGUGUCCGGAAAGCAGGGAACAGCAAGGUUUGGGACACGGUGCUAUAGCAGUAGGGCAGCCCAACACCGAAGCUCAGACUGUCCCUCUUGCAGAGGCUGAAGAACGACUGAGACAGCGUCAGCGUAUUCGAGAGCUGAUCCUUAGACAGCAGCAGCAGAAAAGUGCUAUUCGUCAAGAGAAGAGUGCACAAGAGCAGCCUGUGAACGUGCCUCCAGGUACCCCUCAACACUGGAGUCAGGAAACCCAGGGUCAGCAGACCAGUGACCUAUUUAAUCGGCCACCUCCACCAUAUCCUGGCCCAGGUGCUGUCAGGAGCCCUCAGAGGUUCCAUGGGCCAUAUCCAGGAGAUCCACGAGGGUCUUUCCCUGAUGGUCAGUUUCCCAAACCUCAGUUUCCUGGGGACACUAAUAACAUCCGACAACCAGGACCCAGGUUAAGCUUCCCUCCUGGUGUUCAAGGCCCAGGGUUAAGACCUCAUCAGAUGCAGGACUCAAUGAUGGAAGGUCAUCCACAGAUGAGAAGGUCCAUGUCUAUAGAUCUGGGGAAAUCAUUAGGAGGCAACCCCAUGGGACUCCAGCCUUUGCCACCUAGAGGCAUGCACAUGCAGCAGCACAAUAUCAUGGGGCAACCCUUUAUAGAACUUAGACACAGACCUCCUGAAGCCAGGCUCCGGAUUCCCUUUGCAGGUCCUGUUAUGCAGGGAAACCGAAUGGAAUCACCCACACAACCUCAACGACCCCCAGGUUUAACGAGUGGGCAAGAAAUGGGAUUUCCGGCCAACCAGGGUCCUAAACCAGUGGAUCCAGCUAUAACUCAAACUCAGGGAGUAGUUGCAGAUUUGCAGGGGACGAUGAGUAUGGAAAGCUUGCAUCAACCCAGUGUUCCUUUAAGAACUGGACAUCCACAAAUUCCACUCAUGAGGUCAAUGAGCCAACCUGCUUCAAAUGAGACGUUUAGUGGUCCUGCUUCAUCAGCUUUCCCUGCAGUAUCUGCUGGGCAGAACAGUGAUGUUGUUUUACCUACAAAUGAAGGGUCUGAAGAAAAGAUUGAUGCAGAUGAAUCAGCUGUGAAGGAUCUUGAAGAUGUGGAGGUCAAGGACCUUGUUGAUACAGAUUUAGAGAACCUGAAUCUUGACACAGAUGAUGGAAAAGACCUGGAUCUGGAGACUAACGACUUGCACCUGGAAGAAAUUUUCUUGACAUCUGGGAAAUUUGAUAUUAUUGCCUACACUGAUGCUGAUCUAGACCUUAGUGAGGACUUGGAUCUCAAUGAUCCCAUUGAUGACCACACUGAAACCUCUGAGCCCCAAAAGUCACAAACAGGGAAAAAAACUAACUCUUCAGAUGACACUUCCUUACCUUCCAAUUCCACAUCUGCAGAAGGGAAAACUGGGGACAAACCUGAGCAGUCCCCGGGUCACAUAAAAAAAGAGGUUUCUCCGAAUCAGGGAUCCUUGAAGUCAGAAAAAGAUAUCAAAAUUGAGGUCAAAGAUGGUUUGUCACAUGAGGCCUCUUGCAAAAAUCAAAUAAAUGAAACUAAAGCCAUUAAUCAAGAAGAUUAUGGAAGUAUUGAUGCCAUUUCACAGAUCCCAAAGCCUGGUAUUCACCCCGAUGCCACUCCAGUGCUUUCCAGUUUACUGGUCAACGUUCCACCAGAUAAUGAAUCACAUAAACAAGACAGCUGUGGGCAAUCAGUGGCUCAGAGCAAACUCCAGGAACCUGGGCUACAACAGACUGUCAGUUCCACUCUGCUGGGACAAGGAGCCAUAUCUGUGCAGGGGAUAAAUCCUGGCAUGGUUGUAGAUCCAUCACUGGUUUCCUCUCAUAGUGAGGGUCCUUUAGACAUCCCAGGCACAAUUCAGGACCAGUCCUCAGGUCCCAUUUUUGGAGUGGAUCAGAAGGAUGCUCUGCUUUCAGUGGAACAGACUGGUAUGCUUUCUCAAUCCCAACAAGCGUUGUUGUCCGGGCAGGGCCAGCAGAAUAGACCACUGUUACUGGAGGAGCAGCCGCUCCUCUUGCAGGACCUUCUGGAUCAAGAGAGGCAGGAACAGCAGCAGCAGAAACAGAUGCAAGCCAUGAUCAGACAGCGGUCCAGUGACUCUUUCUUCCCUAACAUAGAUUUUGAUGCCAUUACUGAUCCUAUCAUGAAAGCAAAGAUGGUGGCCCUGAAAGGAAUUAAUAAAGUAAUGGUUCAAAACAACAUGGGAAUGUCUCAAAUGGUCAUGAACAAGUUUCCAGUGGCUCCUCAACAAGGGCAGGGCCCACAAGGUCAAGAUGGAUGUAUUCCUCCGCAGCAAGCAGUGCCACAGGAUGGCAAGCUGGCUGCAUACAUGACAAGGCCCAGUCCUCCGAGUUUUGGACAAGGAUUUACCAAUGAGGCCCAGAAAGUACAGUAUGAAGACUGGCUUCGUGAGACGCAGAAGCUUCUUCAGAUGCAGCAGAAGUUUUUGGAAGAGCAGAUUGGAGCCCACAGGAAAUCAAAGAAAGCCCUGUCCGCUAAGCAAAGGACUGCUAAGAAAGCAGGGCGGGAGUUCCCUGAAGAGGAUGCUGAGCAGCUGAAACAUGUGACAGAACAGCAGGGUGUGGUGCAGAAACAGCUGGAGCAGAUCCGGAAACAGCAGAAAGAGCAUGCCGAGCUGAUAGAGGAGUACAGGGUCAAGCAGCAGCAGGGUGGCAUGCAGCCUCAAAUGAUGCCUGGCAUGUUGCCAAUGCAGGGUCAUCCGGGCAUGGUGCCGUCAGGCCCUGUCAGCCAAGCUUUGAUGGGUCCUGCCAUGCCCAUGCAGGUCCAUCCUGGACAGGCAAAUGCUCCCAGCAUGCCAGCCUGGCACCCUGGGGCUUCAGGCCAUGUUGGACCUCAAAUGCCCGGUGUGAUGCCUCCUCAGAUGAUGCAAGGCCAGCCUCCUCCACCAGCUUUAGCCAGGGCUGGUCAGGCACAGUCCAGUGGUGAGUCUCCUCAUGUUAAUUUUGACGACACCAACCCGUUCAGUGAAAGUUUCCAGGAGCGAGAGAGGAAGGAGAGGCUGCGUGAGCAGCAGGAAAGGCAAAGGGUGCAGCUGAUGAAGGAGGUGGAGAGACAACGCAUGAAACAGCGCAUGGAAAUGGAGCAGCAGCAAGGUCUAAUCAGUCAAGAUGGAAAUAUGAGGACUCUCUCGCAAAUGCCUUUCUAUAACCAGAAUUUGCCUCAAGACUUCAUGCAGCCACAUAGAUCUCAGCAGCAAAUCCAAGGGCCAGGGUUCCCCCAGCAGCAAGGCAUGCAAGGCAUGCAGCCUGGACUUGGAGGACCUCCUUCAGGACCUAUAAUGGGAAAUGGGCCCUUUCCUCAGGAAGUAAGACCAGGUUUCGGGUUAGACAACCAAGUAUUGCAUGGUGGCCCUAACUUUGUUCAGGGUCAACCUAGACCUCCAAGAUUCCCUGGACCUAAUAUGGUACCUCAAAACCCAGGACAGGGACAUCCUUUUGGGGUAGAGUCAACUAUGCCCCUGCCCCCAAACUUCCCAGGUUCUGGUCCUUCCUUGAUUCAGCUCUACUCCAACAUUAUCCCAGAAGAGAAGGGCAAGAAAAAACAGAGCCGCAAGAAGAAGAAGGAUGAUGACACAGAGUCCUUGAGGGCACCAUCCACUCCUCACUCUGACCUGACUGCCCCACUGACGCCCUGUGUUUCAGACACAUCGUCCACACCCACGAGGAAUCCCCUGCUCUUUGGAGAGCAUGAGAUGUGCGAGACCUCCCAGCCUGGAUCGUCCACCCCAGGCUCCCAGAGCAGCCAGCCCCACUCUGAGCUGGAGAGGCAGCUUUCUGAAGGAAGUUGUGUAGGAGCUGAGCUGACUAUGGGUCAACAGGACAUCCAGGACAGGAUCCUAAGUAACAUCAAAAUGGAGAGGAUAGAGGCCAGUGACUGCCACGGGCCAAAGGGAACCAAUAUGGAUAUGGGCUUGGGUAUGGUGAAGGUGGAAGUGGAGAAGGGAGGCAUGUCACCCCUUCCUGCAGGCCAAAGUCCAGCAAGCAGCUCCAAAGGAGAAGGUGGUAAUGAGCUCCUGAAACACCUGCUGAAAAAUAAAGGGACUCCUCCAUCUGUAUUGCCCCACCAGAAGUCUGAGGACAGUUUGAGAUCAGAAGAGGAGGCCUCCGCUGACAGCAAGGUUCUGCUGAGACAGAGCUCCAUAGACAGCACAGGGACAUACUCAGACAGCCAGCUUUCAGGCCAUCCGGAUUUUGCUGGCUCCUUAGUGUCUGAGGACAAGAAAAAGCAAAGGACCAAAAGGACGCCCAAAAGUGGAGAACGCCCAGCCCCUCGCUCCAAGAAGAGGAAGAAGGAGGAAGAUGAGAGACAGGUCAUCUAUCCGUCCACAGAGCCCAUAAUGGCCAAUUUAAAACAGCAGCAGCAGCUCACUCUCUUGCCCCUGAUGGAGCCUCUGGUUGGGGUAAACUUUGCCCACUUUGUGCCCUAUGGCAGCGGGCAGCUGGACGGAGAGAGCCGCCUGUCGGGGGCGUUCGGGAGCGCCUCAUUGGACGGAAUGUCGGAUUAUUACUCCCAGCUCAUUUACAAACAGAAUAAUCUGAGUAACCCCCCCACCCCUCCGGCCUCGCUACCCCCCACCCCGCCCCCCGUUGCUCGUCAGAAACUACUCAACGGCUUCGCCACCACGGAGGAGCUGGCCAGCAAAGCGGCCGUCAUCAGCGGUCACGAUGUGACCAAAGGGCUUCCUCCACGGCCGCUGCACGUCCCGUUUAAGACAGAGGAGGAGCUUUUUGCACGGGCUCUCGCUCAUGGUCCCAAAACCGUGGACGUUCCUGCAUCACUACCCACGCCCCCCCACAACAACCAGGAAGAGAUCAGGGGUCAGGAGCACUGUGAGGACAGAGACACUCCGGACAGUUUUGUCCCCUCCUCCUCUCCAGAGAGUGUGGUGGGAAUGGAAAUUAGCCGCUAUCCAGACCUCUCGCGGGUCAAACAGGAGCCUCCGUCACCGGCUCUUUCUCCAGUCAUGCCCAUGUUUCCCUCCAGGGGGAAAGGCUCUGAGGCAAAGCUGUGCAACAUCAAGACCGAACCUUCAUCUGUUUUCUUCGGCUCUUCGUUCGGAGCGGCACAGAAUGGAUCCGGCUCAGGCCUCGUCUCCAUAGCGAUCACCCUGAAACCAGCUGCAGCUGAGAACAUUACAGACGUGGUGGCGGCUAUCGCUGACCUCAUCCAGGUGAAGAUCCCCAGCAGUUAUGAGGUGAGCAGUGGACCGUGGCCCCACGCCGCCCUGGGGGCCCAUAAGGGCAUGGAGGCACGGCCCUCGGCCUCUGGCCUGCUGCACGGACACGGGGCAGCGGAGCUAGAACGGCUGGGGAAAGCCACAGGAGCACAGGGGCCUCUGAAACCUCAUCAGCACAGCCACCUUACCCCUGACAAGAGUCCUAUAGGAGGCAGAGAGCAGUAUCAAGAGGGGCCCGGGAGCCCAGGCCCGAAGCCACAGUGGUGCCGCCAGUGUAAAGUGGUCGUCCUGGGCAAUGGAGUAAAGAAACCCACCAAAGAUCAACAAAGCAAAGCACAAGAAUCCCAGUCGAGUUCAGAUGGAGACCUGGUGUUCUGCAGCCACAGCUGCCUCAUCCUGCACUCCUCUGCACAGGCCAAAGCCACCAUGGACACUAAGGCAUCAGUGGCCCUGCUUGAAGACAAAGCUGUGAAAGGGAGUCCGUCCAAGGCCCAGCAUCAGUACAACAACAACAUGUCCUCUCUGGACGUGCACUGUCUGGCCCAGCUCCAGUCCAAACCCUCAUCCCCCUCGCCCAACCCCCUAGGUCCUGCCUUACCGGCCUCCUUAGAGCCUGUAAAGACGGAGUCUGUGAAGACAGAGUCAAAUGCCGAGUCUCACCUCAAAAUGACUGUGAAGCUGAAACCUCGUUCCCAGAGCCACACGGAUGACAAACCUAAUGACAAGCCCUGGCACCACGGCAAGCGCUGGAAGGGCCUCCACUGGCGCAAGUGGACGAUCCAGAUUGCUUCAUCUAAGGCUGGACUGCAGGAGCCCGAAGAGGAUCUUCGACAGGAGCUGCGCUCAUCCCUACGCCCAUGCUCGUCAUCCCGAGACCGGCGUCGCUGCUGCUUCUGCCAGCAGGAAGGUGAUGGGUUGACAGAUGGUGCUGCCCGCCUCCUCAACCUUGACCUGGACACCUGGGUGCACCUGAAUUGCGCGUUGUGGUCGUCGGAGGUUUACGAGACGCAGGCUGGCGCACUCAUCAACGUGGAAGUCGCACGGCAGAGGGGCCAGACUAUCUCAUGCGCCUUCUGUCAGCGUCUGGGAGCCACCAGUGGCUGCCACCGGCUGCGCUGCCUCAACGUCUACCACUUCACCUGCGCCCUGCAAGCCGGCUGUACCUUCUUCAAGGACAAGACCAUGCUGUGCCACCAGCACCGGCCACGAGGGGGCUCUAGCACCAGUGCAGCUGGCUUGCACCUGGACCAGCAGGUGCUACGUUGCUUCUCCGUUUUCCGUCGCGUCUACGUGCAGCGGGACGAGCUGCGGCAGCUGGCGUCUGCCGUGCAGCGCCCUGAGCUGGGCCACACCUUCCGUGUGGGCAGCCUGAUUUUUCACGCCAUGGGUCAGCUGCCCCCAGCCCUGCUGCCUCAUUUCCACUCGGCCAGUGCCAUCUUCCCACCAGGCUACGAGGCCAGCCGUCUCUACUGGAGCAUGAGGAAUGGUCGGCGCCGCUGCCGCUACGUCUGCUCCGUGGAGGAGCGACAGGGACGGCCUGAGUUCAGUAUCCGCGUGCUGGAGCGAGGGUACGAGGACCUGGUGCUGACUGACACCACAGCUAAAGGCGUAUGGGAUAAGGUCCUGGGGUCAGUAGCAGAGCGGCGAGCAGAAACAGGCAUGCUGAGGCUGUUCCCACUCUACCUGAAGGGAGAGGACCUGUUCGGACUGACCGUGUCAGUGGUCGCCCGCAUUGCUGAAUCGCUGCCGGGUGUGGAGGCUUGUUCGAGGUACCGGUUCCGUUAUGGGCGGAACCCCUUGUUGGAGCUUCCUCUGUGCAUCAACCCAUCGGGCAGUGCCCGGUCAGAGCUAAGGAGCUACCCGCAGAAUCAAAGGUUAAAGAUCCUCUCUGUGUGGAACCGUACCUCCUGCGUCAUGCAGAACUCUGCCCUGGCGGAGACCGGGCCAUCUCACAGUAAGCACUUUGUGCACUCCAAAUCAUCUCAGUACCGCCGACUGACCAGUGAAUGGAAAAGCAACGUCUACCUGGCCCACUCCCGCAUCCAGGGCCUUGGGCUCUUUGCCGCUCGAGACAUCGAGAAGCAGACCAUGGUCAUUGAGUACCUGGGUGAAAUCCUCCGGACCGAGGUGGCCAUGAGGAAGGAGCUGCACUACAAGGCGAAGAACCGGAAAGCCUUCAUGUUCCACAUCGACGGCGAGUAUGUGAUCGACGCUACCUGUUCUGGAAGCCCUGCAAGGUACAUCAAUCAUUCCUGCUCACCGAAUUGCGUGGCAGAAGUCGUGACCUUUGAACGAGGGUACAAAAUCAUCAUCAGCUCCAGCCGCAGGAUCGAGAAAGGAGAAGAGCUGUGCUACGAUUACAAGCUGGGCCUGGUGAGGAGCCAGAACCUGAAGAUGCCGUGCCUGUGCGGCGCGGUCAACUGCCGCAAGUGGAUGAACUGAAAACGGACGAGGAGCUCAAUGAAAACCAAGCAUUCCCUUAACUCACAGGUGCUGAAGACUGAAGAUACAAACGAAACUGAAGUCCGAGGGUAGCAGGAGGCCUGUAGCUUCGUCGGCCUGUUAACGGAACUGUUCUGAUUGAUUUUUUUAAACGUUUUUUUUUUUUCUUAAAUGUGCAAAAUCAAGAGGAAAACACAAACGCUGAUGUGCCGUUGUGUUACAGCCAUUUGCAUCGUUCUCUGGACUUGAAAGGAGGUUCGAUUAACCUGCAUGUGCCAUGAGAGUGUGUGUGUGUGUGUGUGUGUGUGUGUGUGUGUGUGUGUGUGUGUGUGUGAGACCCUGGGCAGAUUUCACCAGCGAAAAAGGAGAGAGAGAGCGAGCACUGUGCCGGAUAUGCCUUAUUGGUUGAAAGAGAGGAGGGCGGGCCCAUUCGUUUUUGUUUUUUUAUUUUUGUUUUUGUUUUGUUUUUGUUUUGCCGUGAUUGGUGGAGACUGUACAGUAGUAAUCAAUGUAGAACAUCACUGAAUGAAGAAUGUACGGAAUUGACUUCCGCAAAGGGAAAAGUAACUUGCACUAAAAACGAAAAACAAAAAAAAAAAGAAAAGAAAAAAGGAAACGGACGAACUCACGAAAAGAAAAGCUUAAAAAUACUUGAUUCCAUGAGUCAGUUUUAUCCUGGGUUUCUCUUGUUGUUUUGUGUAAGAAAAGAAAAGGUGUUUUGUAUUUAUUACUGUGUGAGUGGAUGUGUGGGCCUAUUUUUUAAAUAAAAAUGAUGUGAUGCAGAUUAAAAACAAAAAAAAAAAAGCAAACAUACAAAAAAAAAGGAUGCCAGACUGUGAACGUCGGCCGCGGUCUGAAGAGAUUCUGUUACGUCUGUAAAUAAAAUGUAAAUAAGGAAAAAUAUUGGAAUGAUUGACCAAAUACUACCUUAUUCAUAUUUGAUGUUUUGGAUGUUUAGAUGUGCUUGUUUUGAUGAUUUUUUUUUUUUUUAGUUUUCUUUUUUCUUUCUUUUAAAAAUUAUUUAAUAAGGAGGCGCCAUGAUAUCUGUUUCAGAGGUUAUUUUAAAUUACUAUUCUGUACAGAAUUGCAAAGUAAUUUCAAUAAUUCACAAGAAAGUAUUUUCUCUGUACUUUAGAUGAUGGUAUUGUAGUGACUCUUUGUGAUUGACACAUUCAUUCUGACCACUUGAAACUCUGUAUUUUUUAUUAUUAUUAUUAUUAUUAAAUGUGCAUCACGUUUAGUUUUAUGCAAAAACAAACUCAUUGAAAAAAAAAUGGGCAGCAUAACGAACUAAACGAAUUUUAAACCACCCACAGAAAAUGUACCAUGCAGAAAUAGGCACAAGUAGAAACGUUUGUGUUUUUGUUUUUUUCCUGUUUUUUAAUAACUUUUGUGUCCGAUUUAAUUACUGGAUUAGAAGAAUUGAAAACGAUUCAGUCGAUAAGCUUUAGCUGGUUGCAGAAAUCAUGAACGUUGCAGCGCUUUUAGGAAAAAAAUAUGUACAUACAAACUGAGCUUUGAAUAAUUUUAUUGGUGUUUGUUGGAAGAACACGAUUCAUUUUGUAGCCGAAAUAAAUCUCCUACCUGCUACUCACAUUUCACACGCCUUCUUUCAGAACUAGCUUUUUUUUUUUCUUUUCACGUUUCUCUUGUACACAACAUCACAAUAAAUGAUAAAAAGGUCAGUCCAGUUGUACAGGGCAGGAAUUUUUUUCAAAAAAAAAAAAAAGUCAGUUGUAUAUAUUUUUUUUCUCCGAUGAACAGCUGUAACAAAAUUGUUUCAUGAAUAUUUUUCUUGUCUUGUAAAAUACAUUGACAUUUUUCCUGGUGGUGUUUUUGCCCUGUAAAGUAGCGUCAAAUGUUUUGGAAAAUGAAGCCUUUUGAAGUACACAGAGCGAUUAUAGGGUUUGGUAUUCAAGGAACUGAAUUUAGGAACAUUUACAGAAAAUAAAAUAUUUUACAUCAUUA